Trematosphaeria pertusa is the source of this 684-nucleotide messenger RNA. RefSeq lists its product as uncharacterized. The transcript has 3 exons. The coding region runs from base 120 to 638 and encodes 172 amino acids. NCBI's taxonomy places the organism in Eukaryota, Fungi, Ascomycota, Dothideomycetes, Pleosporales, Trematosphaeriaceae. The record is from RefSeq and is a predicted model, not a curated record.
UGCGCUUCUCUCACUCUCGUCACUCGUUCUGUGCUGCGCUUCCGUCCCGUCUCGCCUUCAUGUCUCCUCCUAUUCCCAGCGCAGCCUGAUCCCGUGCGCUGGCAUCGUCGCGCGCUGCAAUGACUUCCAAGGCCAAGUUCUUCUCCUGGUCCAAAGGACGUCACUCUACCUCUGAGCCGUACCAUCGCACGGGCGGCCUGCUUCCAAUCGACACGAGCGUGGGCGAUGCAGGCAGAGAGACGCUUUCAGCCAUCGAGGCGAAGAGUUCCCCAAGCAGUGGACGACGACGCCCUCCCAACCUCACAAUAAUCCCCCCGGACUACAACAAAAAUCACCUCAGCUGUCUAACUCCCGCGUCUGCCCACCACAAUGCCGCCCUGGUCCACUCGGCAUCCAAUCUGCUGGCCGUUGUCAAUGACAUGCUGCGCUCGCCAGCACUAAGUGCCACAGUAUGCCCCAGAUCGUCUGCUUCCAUACAUAAGCCUCUUCCCAGUCGACCACGUUCCGUGUCUCUCCCGUCGACACCAGAUCUCCCGGCUGAGCUCCCCGGAUCCAUUCUGCUCGAGAAUCAGGGUUUCCCCUCUUCCCAACCCGUUGCGGGUUCCGCAACCCGAAGCACAAUGAGUGUCGCUGCAUAAGAAAAGCUUGAGCGAAGCCAACCUGCAAACUCAAAGGCGCUCCAAG